GCUGGAAGUCCAGGCUCGUCCCAGCGGCCCCAGGCAUAGGGCUCGGGACCUCUGGAGGAGUGGGCAUCUUCGUCAGGGACUUCUUGGGUUGCCAUGACGUCUCGCCUAAGGUGGGCCCCACUCUGGUUCCUCAUCGUGCUGCCUCAGCUAUUGUUCAGAUCCCAGGCGGAGUCUCUAUCCUUGCGGUCUCCGCGUAUCUCAGGGACCCCGAGGGCCUCUCCGAGUCCAAUCUGGGUAUCUUGUGCAAGCUUGGUGCUGAAUUAUCACCUUUUCCUGGUCCGUUCAUCUUGGGUGCGGACUUCCAGAUGGAGCCUGAUGUUCUGGCUUCAUGCGAUUUGGUCUCGGUGCUCAGUGCCAACCUGGUCGCGCCUGAAUCCAAAGGCACCUGCACGGGCACGAGCAAGGAAGGAGUCCGCAUGCUCGACUAUUUCCUGAUUUCCAGCGGACUCUCGCAGGCCGUGAAGGCCACCCGUGUCUGCUUGGAGGCGGCCACCAAGCCGCACAAGCCCGUGCAGUUGAGCUUCUUCCCUCAGCUGGCCAGCUUGCAG
Prorocentrum cordatum is the source of this 548-nucleotide messenger RNA. The record is from the annotation of a GenBank genome assembly. NCBI's taxonomy places the organism in Eukaryota, Dinophyceae, Prorocentrales, Prorocentraceae.